Messenger RNA from Musa acuminata subsp. malaccensis (wild Malaysian banana), 1916 nucleotides. RefSeq names its product E3 ubiquitin protein ligase DRIP2. Gene Ontology annotation, molecular function: ubiquitin-protein transferase activity. The record is from RefSeq and is a predicted model, not a curated record. NCBI's taxonomy places the organism in Eukaryota, Viridiplantae, Streptophyta, Magnoliopsida, Zingiberales, Musaceae.
UCCUCCCCUCCUCUAUUCUCUCGCUUUCUUCGGCUCUGCUCGUCGUCGUCCCCUUCGAUCUCUCCCCUACUCCCCCAAGCCCCCUUGCCCUUCUUCUUCUCCUCCUCCUUCAAUUACUCCUUCUAAAUCUCUUACUUUCCAUCUCCGCGUGCUUUCUCAUCUCGUCUAGAUCACACUUUCCCCGCUUCCCCGCCCCCGGAUCCCUGCCGCCUCGUCGUGAUUCAUCAAUAAAAUCCGGCGUACCGCCUUGUGCUGGGGAUCCACCGGCUCAGAAAUCCACGCAUUCACGGGAGUCUCCUGUGCCUCCCCGACGGCUGGCCCUGGGCUGGCGGCGCGGCAUAUGUUGAGCGCGGGCGCGGGGGAGGGCGAGGCCUCGGCAGCCGGGCCGUCGCAGGUGGUGAUGGUGAGGCGGGAUCUUCUUGCCAAGUGCAUGACGUGUCCGCUCUGCCUGAAGCUCCUCCGGGACGCUACCACCAUCAUCGAGUGCCUCCACACGUUUUGCAGGAAAUGUAUAUAUGAGAAACUCAAUGAUGAGGAGACAAACCACUGCCCUAGCUGUAAUAUUUAUUUGGGGCCUCUUCCACUUGACAAGCUUAGACCUGAUCACAACCUACAAGAUGUUAGGCAAAAGAUAUUUCCUUCCAAAAGAAACAAGGUUAAAACUCCUGAAGAAGUGCCUCCCAUGACACCGCCUGUGAAAAGAAAAGAAAGAUCACUUUCUUCAUUGGUCGUUGAUAUUCAUACAGCAACACAGACAAGACUAACAAAAAGGCAAACAAAGGCUUUUGCUAAAAGGGCUCCCACACUGCGUGGUCUGAGUCCAGUAAUUGAUGAUAUGACUAAAAAGGAGGAUUAUAAUGUUGAAAAGCAUGCAAAAAAAUCAAGCUCGGCUGAGAGACCAGGCAAGCCCACUUUUAAGAGAAAGCAGUCUUUUCAGGUUUAUUCAAAGGCUGAGCCAUCCAAAUAUACACGUACUGAAGGUAAAUCGAAUGGUGAAGGCUCCUUUCAAGAUAAAGUUGACAUCUGGAAACCUUUAAAUUGUCUGGUUGAAGCUGCAAAUAGGACAAAGUCUUUUAGGUCCAGUCAACACAGCCCUGUUGUUAAGGCAGAGCAAACCAAUGGCCCUGCUAGUGAAGUAGAUGGUAACAGCAUCAGGGUUAAGGAGCGUCCACAUAAAUCUGAAGUUCAGGAACAGAAGAGCGAAAAUAAUCCUAUGCCUCCAGAAAUGUUGAAAGCUGGAAGUUUGCAAGGAAUCAACCAGCAGACUAGAAACCUUACAGCAGUAGCUCAAACACCCCUUGAUGCUGGAAUUACUCAGCAUGUCAGGAGCAUUGGUCCAAUAUGGUUCUCCUUGGUUGCAGCUGUUGAACAGACAGGAGAACCCCCCUUGCCACAAAUAUCUGCAAGUUACUUGAGGGUCAAAGAUGGUAGCAUGCCUGUGUCCUUCGUCCAAAAGUACCUUAUGAGGAAGCUUAAUCUUGAAAAGGAAGCUGAGGUGGAAAUCAUGUGCCUCAGACAACCUGUGAGCCCCACUAUGUCUAUGCAAAACUUGGUAGAACAGUGGCUAAGAGGGGGGUCAUCACAGAAGCUUCCGGCAGCCAUUGGAACCUCAGCAAAGGAGUUGGUGAUGGUGUUAAAUUACGGUCGUUGCAAGGUUCCAGCCGAUGAAUCACAGCAACAGCAUUCAUAAAACCUUCAUUGAAGUUAAAAAGUCCAGGCAUUUAAGAGGAAGUCGAAGACUCCUUGCUUCUUUCCCUCAAGUUUCUAUUCCUUUCUUCCUCUUGCUUUAGCUGGAUAGUUUCUCAUUUUGCUGUAAAGCAUUUCACUGUUUGUCCGAUAACAUUUCAUCUAAUUACAUGUAAAUUGCAACAAAUGGCCCUGCAACAAUGGUUUACCGAAGGAAACUUACCGACUAA